Molecule: messenger RNA, 766 nt
Organism: Bradysia coprophila
Lineage: Eukaryota; Metazoa; Arthropoda; Insecta; Diptera; Sciaridae
Product: frataxin homolog, mitochondrial-like
Biological process (GO): iron incorporation into metallo-sulfur cluster; intracellular iron ion homeostasis
Cellular component (GO): mitochondrion
Molecular function (GO): ferroxidase activity; iron chaperone activity; ferric iron binding
Source: RefSeq, a predicted model, not a curated record
GAGUUUAAAGAUGUUAUGCUCGGUAAUUGCUGGUGUUUUUCCAAACCGGUUGAGUGCUGUCAAAAGUUUCAUUUCAAAACCAAAGAUUCUAUCGAUUUCAACUCGAAAAUGUCUCUCAUUUUACGACGAAAAACAAAGCUGAUUGCUUCGGCAAUAGCGCAAUUUAGGUCUGCACAAUACAGUGUACGUGUUAGUCACUUACCGGUGAGAUGUCUUGAUCAACAAAUCGUACAUUCGGCUUGUUUGCCCCAUCGCACCUAUUGUACUCCACCAAGAACCGAUCCUCUUGGUUCGGCUCUACUAGAUUUGGUAGUUUAUGAGGCCGUUUGUUCAGAUACGCUAGAAGGACUUUGCGAAUAUUUUGAUGAUUUGGUCGAAAGUACACCGCAUCUAAAGUCUGCCGAUGUCAAUUACAGCGACGGAGUUUUGACAGUAAAUCUUGGUAACACUCAUGGUACAUAUGUGAUUAAUCGUCAAUCGCCGAAUCGACAGAUCUGGUUGAGCUCACCAACUAGCGGACCAAAGCGAUAUGAUUUUGUGCCAUCGAAUAAAGAUGCGAGCGAAGGCUAUUGGCUGUACAAGCACGAUGGUAUUACGUUGCACGAACUGCUCCAAAAGGAGAUUCGAUUGAUCGUUAAACGAGAGGUGGAAUUUUUGAAUCUUCCGAAUGGCCGCAGGACUUAGCGUAUUUUCUACUGACAAAUUGUUUUCGUUGUCGAUUUCGAUUCUGUAUUUAUUUUCUAUUAAAAGAAGGGAGACAAUUUGA